AUGCUGCUGGGUCAACCGGUUACGCGCAUCACCGCAGGAUGGCAGAUCGACGGACCACUGACACCCUGGGCCUGCAACAUUUGCGAUCGAGCAUAUAAGGAAAAAGGCAAGCAAAAAGCGAUUCACUACGACUGCUGCCAGCAACUGACGUGCAGCGACUGCUACCACUCUCAACGAUUCCGACACGAGGAUGAUUGUCAGGGAGAACGGAUCCAAAUUACAGGAAAGCUCUGGAAGAAGCGGAUUACGAGUAUGUUAUCGAAA
Mesorhabditis spiculigera is the source of this 264-nucleotide messenger RNA. The record is from the annotation of a GenBank genome assembly. NCBI's taxonomy places the organism in Eukaryota, Metazoa, Nematoda, Chromadorea, Rhabditida, Rhabditidae.